UUUCACCCAGGAUGUCUAGCCCCAGACUCUCCCUAGCAACGGAGUGCGGCUCCUGGUUCCCCUAGCAACCGGGCGCUGAGGAAGGGAGCCCGCGGGGAACUGCGCAGAAGCUGAGAAUCUGGGGCUGAAACUCAAAGGCUGCGGGAGGACCUGACCUUUUCCCGGAGGAGCCCGCCGGCCGCCCCACCUGGAGGAGGGCCCAGGCCCCCUGGCAGCCUCCUCCCGGCCUCGUUGGAAAAGGACCUGGGGAAACGUUCCCUCUGGGCACAGGCCCCAAAUACACACAGGCCUCCAACCCAGAGAGAGGACAAUUCUGGAUCUGGUUCUGUGUGAGGAGGCGACUGUGGUGACAGUGGGGUAAAACUCUCUGCGACUUCCCCCACCUACAACGACACCAUUGUCAGGGAGGAUGAGCCGCCUGGGGGACGUGGAGCCCAGGGUGAUUGACGACCACAUGCUCAAGCAGGCCGUGGGGGAGCAGGGCCCCCAGGAGGAGGCUGGGCAGCUGGCCAAGCAGGAGGGUGUCCUCUUCAAGGACGUCCUGUCCCUGCAGCUGGACUUCCAGAACAUUCUCCGCAUAGACAACCUCUGGCCCUUUGAGAACCUGCGGAAGCUGCAGCUGGAUAACAACGUCAUCGAGAAGAUCGAGGGCCUGGAGCGCCUCACGCGCCUGGUCUGGCUGGACCUGUCCUUCAACAACAUCGAGGCCAUCGAGGGGCUGGACUCGCUGGAGAGCCUGGAGGACCUGAGCCUGUUCAACAACCGCAUCUCCAAGGUGGACUCGCUGGACGCCCUGGUCAGGCUGCAGGUGCUGUCGCUGGGCAACAACCGGAUCGCGAACCUGACCAACGUCAUCUACCUGCGGCGAUUCAAGGGCCUGCGGACGCUCAGCCUCGCCGGGAACCCCGUGGCCGAGCAGGACGACUACAAGAUGUUCGUGUGUGCCUACCUCCCGGACCUCGUGUACCUGGACUUCCGGCGCAUCGACGACCACACGAAGGAGCUGGCGGAGGUGAAGCACCAGUACAGCCUCGACGAGCUGAAGCACCGCGAGAACCUGCUUCAGGCCCAGCAGGAAGAUGAGCAGGCCCGGCGGGAGGAGCUGGAAGAGCACAAGGCUGCCUUCGUGGAGAAUCUGAACGGCCCCUUCCUCUUUGAGAGCAUGUACGCCGAGGACGUGGAGGGCAGCAAGCUGGCCUGCCUGCCUGGCGUGGGCGAGCUCCUGGAGACCUACAGGGACAAGUUCGUCAUCGUCUGCCUGAACCUAUUUGAGUGCGGCCUGAAGCAGCAGGAGAAGCGCAAGGCGGAGCUGGACACCUUCAGCCAGUGUGUCCAGGAGGCCAUCCAGGAGAACCAGGAGCAGGGCAGGCAAAGGAUCGCCAAGUUUGAGGAGACGCACCUGCUGAGCCUGAGCGCCAUCCGAGACGCGUCUGAACUGACCACCUUGGAGACGAGGCUAGUGGCGUGCAGAGAGCGCGUCGCCGAGCUGUUCAACGCACUCAUGACGCUGGAGAUGCAGCUGGCGGAGCAGCUGGAGGAGACCAUAAGCCUGUUUGAAAGGAACAUCGCCGACCUGGUGGGACUGUUCGUUGAAAACGUCCAAAGCCUGAUGGCUCAGUGCCGGGACCUGGAGAACCACCACCACGAGAAGCUCCUGGAGGCCGCCAUCAACACCCUGGAGAAGACGGUCAAGGGCGAGCUGGACGAGGACCUGCCCGACGACGUGCGGGCGCUCUUUGUCGACAAAGACACGCUGGUCAACGCGGUCGGGGCGUCGCACGACGUCCACCUCCUCAAGAUCGACAGUCGGGAGGAUGAGCUGGUGACCAAGGUCCACGCCUGGUGCACACACCUGCUGGACCGAAUCCACAGGGACGAGAUCACGAGGAACCGCAAGCGCGUGAAGGAGAUCAGCCAGUAUGCGGACCACGCGCAGACGGAGCUGGACGCCCUGGAGUGCGCCGAGCUCCUGGACUAGGGCAGCAGCCCCGCGCCCUCUCCAGACCGAGGGAAGAAUAAAGGACUCUGCGGCUACUCUCCCCGCCUCCGUGCCCCCGUCGAGCAGUGGGUGUCUGCUGAGAGGGACUCCCAGGCCAGGCUGCCGCCGCCGCCGCCGCCGCUCUGGGGGAGGCUGUCACAUCCCC
This is a messenger RNA of Phacochoerus africanus (Common warthog), 2144 nucleotides long. RefSeq names its product dynein regulatory complex subunit 3 (gene DRC3). Bases 410 to 1978 code for a protein of 522 amino acids. The transcript is spliced from 14 exons. NCBI's taxonomy places the organism in Eukaryota, Metazoa, Chordata, Mammalia, Artiodactyla, Suidae. Gene Ontology annotation, molecular function: protein binding. The record is from RefSeq and is a predicted model, not a curated record.